This is a messenger RNA of Haliotis rufescens (red abalone), 1346 nucleotides long. Its product is annotated as interleukin 17-like protein. The record is from RefSeq and is a predicted model, not a curated record. Gene Ontology annotation, cellular component: extracellular region. The transcript has a single exon. The coding region runs from base 78 to 716 and encodes 212 amino acids. Gene Ontology annotation, molecular function: cytokine activity. NCBI's taxonomy places the organism in Eukaryota, Metazoa, Mollusca, Gastropoda, Lepetellida, Haliotidae.
UCAGGCAAAACAUCAAACGUUUGCUGUUCACAGAUCAUUUCCCACUUCAGUGAAAGUUUAAGUACUCGAUUACCAACAUGAUUUAUGAGCUGUGUGUUCUGAUCUGCGUAGGGAUCCUCUCUGCGUCCGCUCUACCUGUCAACGACGCCUGGAAACACGUGGUCAGACAACGUCGUAACGCUGCCAACUGUCAACCACCUCAAGAUAUCAACCAACUCUUCCAAAGUCUCAACGCCAACACCGACACCUCCAUCUUUCUUCGUAACGCUCAGGGUGCCAGACCGGGGUCAUAUUUACACAGCGAGCUGAACACCGACCAGGUGUUCGACAGUUCCCACCUCGGAGGCAUCACCUGUCCAAGCAGCGUCAGUGACGACCCUCAGGACCCCCUGUGGAUGAGGUCCCUCUGUCCCUGGUACUACAACGUCACCGAUCUGCCCGCCGGUCACUACCCAAGUGCCAUCCCCCAGGCCGUGUGUAAGUGUGACAAAUGCGUUGACAAUAACCAAAACCAGUGCGAGAGAGUUUCCACUCAAAUCCGAGUUUUAGAAGAAACUGGCUGUGAAAAUGGUUUCUUUAUCUACAAGCCCAAAAUCAUCACCCAUUUCGUCGGGUGCACUUGUGCCAAACGCCGGACACCAACAGUAGGUUCGAACACCGCCCCAACAGCAUCAGACAGUGAAAGCAGUUGUGGGGAUUUUGGAUGUGCCCCCUAAACGAGAGACUCGUAGACGAUGUCGCCAAUUGAUGGUGUCAUUUUCCAAUGGACUAUUUCCAGUGAGGAAAUACCGUGUUAGUCAGUGUCUGACAACUAUCCCGUUUAGGUAGAAAGGUGUUGUACAAAAGCUGCAUUUCCGUCCAUGUAUGAAAUGCCUUAUUACUUCAUACAUCACCACGACAUUAAUUCAGUCCAUUUUCAUUUAUUUAUUUAUUCAUUUAUUUAUAAGUGUUUGUAUGUGCUUUAUUUUUUAUGAAUGUGUGUAUUUUGAAUAUUCACAAUUAUGUAUUUAUUGCCAUAUGCUUAUUGUGAUAUUUAUUGUUGACGACGCAUCAAAUGGAAAAUUGGACUAAUAUCUGUUAAUCACCACAUUAAUUCAGUCCACUGUUGUUGAUUUAUUAUUACAUAAUUAAAUCAUUUAUUAUACGAUUAUAUAUGUUGAAAUACUUAAUGAGAAUGUGUGGAUUUUGCAUGUUCACAGUCAUAAAUUUAUCGCCCCAUGCAUCGGGAAAUGUAUCGUUUUUACAACGCAUCAAGUUGAAAAUUAGACCUUCAUCUGUAUCAAUGUUGCUUAUUGCUCAAACCCAUGUCAUUUUCUUCAAGAUCAUCAUCAGACACUCAAUGUCAU